UGCGUCUUCAUUUUUUUUUAUACAGACCUCGUAAUAAAGUACGUCUCGUAAUAAUAUGUUCUUGAUGUAAGUAUUGACUCGUGCAAUUGUAAUCAUGAAUCGUGGUGGAUCAUCGAAAGUCGUGCAACAUAACCUAUCUUCAAUGCUUCAGAGUGACCAGGAUCGCGAUUUUCUACAACGCGAACCAACGCUCUAUACAGUCAAGGGUAUGGCCAUCCUUGACAACGACGGUAACAGAAUAUUAGCGAAGUAUUACGACAAGAAUAUAUUUCCUACACCGAAGGAACAGAAAGCAUUUGAGAAGAAUCUUUUUAACAAAACACACCGAGCAAACGCAGAAAUUAUUAUGUUGGACGGUUUAACGUGCGUUUAUAGAAGUUACGUCGAUUUGUUCUUUUACGUCAUGGGAAGCUCUCACGAAAACGAGCUUAUCUUAAUGAGCGUCUUAAACUGUUUGUAUGAUUCGGUCAGCCAAAUUUUGAGGAAGAACGUAGAGAAAAGAGCUGUUUUGGAUAGCCUAGAUAUAGUUAUGCUAGCAAUGGAUGAAAUCUGCGAUGGAGGAAUUAUUCUCGACGCCGAUGCUUCCAGCGUCGUUCAGAGGGUAGCGUUACGAACAGAUGACAUUCCGCUUGGAGAGCAAACAGUUGCACAGGUUCUGCAAUCGGCGAAGGAACAACUGAAAUGGUCUUUAUUAAAAUGAAUAUUAUAUACCGAAACUGUAUUAAUUCCGUAUAUGUAUAAUGUUAAGGCUUUUAAAAAUAUAAAGGAAUACAGGA
Molecule: messenger RNA, 776 nt
Organism: Hylaeus anthracinus
Lineage: Eukaryota; Metazoa; Arthropoda; Insecta; Hymenoptera; Colletidae
Gene: zetaCOP
Product: coatomer subunit zeta-1
Exons: 5
Coding region: 95-700 (201 amino acids)
Biological process (GO): intracellular protein transport; intra-Golgi vesicle-mediated transport; retrograde vesicle-mediated transport, Golgi to endoplasmic reticulum
Cellular component (GO): COPI vesicle coat
Source: RefSeq, a predicted model, not a curated record